GCCCAGCUUAAGCAACUCUUCACCUUCCCACUUUCCUCAUAUCCCCUUCCCUCUCCGUUGCGUCUCUGCAAAUGCAACUUAAAAAACCACCAAAAGCAGUCGGCUCCAGUUACGGCCUUCUCCACUGAAGAAAACAAGCAGCCAAACAAUGGGCAAGGCUUCAAAAUGGUUCCGCAAUCUACUUGGACUCAGAAAACCAGACCCGCACCACCCCACCUCGAAAACACCACCGUUCCAGAGAGAUAAACGCCGCUGGAACUUCGUCAAGUCAUACCGCGAAAAGGACGGUGCCACCACUACCACUGAAGCCAAACACACUGCCUCCACCAACAACGCCGCAAAAUCCCGGCCGUAUGAACGGCAACACAUCCAGGAAUCCGUCACUGCAUCGGAGGGCGAGGUGGAUCCGAACAAGCACGGGAUUGCCGUGGCUGCUGCGACAGCCGCAGUAGCGGAGGAUUCUGUGGCAGCGGCCGUCGUUAGACUCACGAGCAGCAAUGGCAGGUGUGCUCGUAACCCCAGGACACACUUUAGCAGCGGCUGUGGGCUGCGGGAGGAGUUGGCUGCAGUUAAGAUACAAUCGGCAUUUCGUGGAUAUCUGGCAAGAAGAGCACUGGGAGCAUUAAAAGGAUUGGUGAGGCUUCAAGCACUGGUUAGAGGUCACAUUGAGAGGAAACGAACUGCAGAAUGGCUCUGGAGGAUGCAGACUUUGUUGCGAGCACAAGAACGUGCUCGUGCAGGCCGGAUACAAGUUUCUGAAUCUUCACAAACAAGCAGCAAAACAUCUCAUUUCCACAAUCCUGGUCCACUAACCCCUGAAAAAUUUGAACAAGCUAUUCGAUCUAAGAGUACAAAAUAUGAACAAACAUCAAUAUUAAAGAGAAAUGGAUCAAAAUCAAAUGGCAGGAUUGUCAGUCAUGAGAAGGUGCAUGUAUGUCGGUAUGGAUCAGAUAAUAAGAUUAAGAUGGAUGAACAAUCAUGGGACCAAGUACUUUCAACAAGAAUCAGUACUGCUAUAGUCAAUGGAAAGAAUGAUAAGAUCCUCGUGGUUGAUACUGGGAAACCCCAGUUGAGAUCUCAAGGCAGGAACCUGUUUCACUCCACUCAUCUUGCUCAUGCUUCAGACCAAUAUAGUUACAGUUUUACUCAUUCAAAGGAGUCGAAUCAGACAUUUCCCAGUCUCUCGUCUAGUAAGGUUCAGUCUUUAAGUCCACUGAAGUUUUCUCAUGAGGUUGAGGAAAGUUCUUUCACCACUGCUGAGGAUAGCCCACAAUUCUAUUCUGCAUCAUCGAGAUGUGGUAGUUCGAAGGCAAAUCCCUUCACUCCAGCCAAGAGUGAUGGCUCAAAAGGCUGCCAAAGUGGUUACUCAGACCAUCCAAAUUACAUGGCUUACACUGAAUCUUCAAGGGCGAAGGUGAGAUCUUUCAGCGCUCCAAAACAAAGACCACAAUAUGAAUGGUCUGGUUUAACAAACAGGCAUCCCCCUUUGGGAUUUGGUGAACUGAAAUUCAAUACACAGGGAUCUCUGCAUGCAAAAUUCACAAGCAAAGCUUACCCAGGAUCAGGCCGGUUGGACAAGCUUGGUAUCCCUAUUGGGCAAAGACACUAAACCUCAGUCUAAGUGACAUGCAGUAUUUCUCUUCCAGUCUCACUAAUUCACGUACUUAGAUUUACAUGUUCUUUGAUAGGAAGAACAGCUAGCUGUUUAUGUUUGCAGGUUGAAAGAUGAAAUCUCUGUCCCGAAUCUUAUUUCUUCUAUGAGCAUAUAUUUAUUGUUCAGUAAUUGUGAAUCCACCCAAAUAUUAGCAGCUGAAAAGAGUGUUGUUUUAAACAUGAACUUUACUCACUAACUUUCUGGGUAUGGGAGACCUUUUAUCAUGUUAUGGUACAAAGGCCUAGUAUGUGUAUUUAAGGACGUGUGGUCUCUUUCCCCCAUUCUCAGCAUACUGUGGACCAUGGAGGUGAAAUUUAUUCACCAUAAAUGGCCUGGUUGGAUUUUCAGACCGAGAGGUUUUACAAGAAAGAUCUGGGAGAUGAUGUCGGUGGUAUGGCGGGGUAAAAUUACCAGUACAUUUUACCUUGGAAUGAGGUCACCUCACCGGUUAGUGAACCAGGACUGGGUUUUGGUUCUUGAUGACUCAUGUAGGGUCGUUGGGUUCCCAUUGGUACAGACAGGAUUACUCAAGGCUAAUAAAUAUCCACUGUUGUG
Molecule: messenger RNA, 2209 nt
Organism: Rubroshorea leprosula
Lineage: Eukaryota; Viridiplantae; Streptophyta; Magnoliopsida; Malvales; Dipterocarpaceae
Source: the annotation of a GenBank genome assembly